This is a messenger RNA of Adineta steineri, 1104 nucleotides long. The record is from the annotation of a GenBank genome assembly. NCBI's taxonomy places the organism in Eukaryota, Metazoa, Rotifera, Eurotatoria, Adinetida, Adinetidae.
AUGGUUGUACAUCUUUAUCAAUGGGGUAUUAUUUAUGAUUCUCAGACACAAAAACGAAUUAAAUGUAAUGUACCAAUGAAAAUGACAACAAAUUCACGAUCGGAAAGCAAUUUAAUACAAGUUUCAUGUGGCACAAAUUACUCACUUGUUCUAGAUUCAAAUCAUCGUGUAUUUAUUUUAGGUGAUGAACCAAAAAAUGGUCGACUUGGACAAGGUGAUGAUAAAACAAUAGUACCAACAUUAACUUUAGUUAAAGGUCGAUUACCUUCAAUUGGUUUUAUUUCAUGUGGACCAUCGACAAGUAUUUUAUUAAGUACUGAUGGAAGAGAACUAUGGGGUUUUGGAAAAGGUAUAGGUUAUUCAGUACAACAAAUUUUACAAUCUAAUGAAUCUAUUACUCAUUGUGCAUGUAAUGAAAAUUCCAUAAUUGUUGUUCUUAAUGGUCGUGAAAUCAUGGAACGACGUUUUAAUCGAGAUGGUUUUACUACCGAAUGGACUUCUAUUUAUCAACUAAAUGAUAGUAAUGAUACAAUUCAAAAUAUAGAUAUAGGUUCAUCUUUAAAUGGAUUCGUUACUGAACAAGGUCAUGUUUAUUUAUGGGGAUCAACUGUACCUAUUGGUAAAGUUUCAAAAGAGGAAAAUUUUCGUAAUGUAUCUAUUAAUGAACCAUUACAACGAGAUUUACCAAAUAAUAGUAAUGAUCGACCUGUACAAAUUUCAUGUAGUCGUGGACAUUUUCAUGCUCAUGCUUUGCUACUUACUGAACAAGGUUGUAUAUAUUCUAUGGGUUCAAAUUAUAAAGCAAAAUUAGGUAUUGAUGCUGAUCAAUCAUUUACUGGUGAAUGGACAUUAAUUGAAUUAACACGAACAUGUCCAUUUAAAAUAAUCGCUACUGGCGGAAUUCAUUCAAGUGCAUUAUCGGUAGAUGGACGUGUUUUUACUUGGGGUUGUGGAUCAGAUGGACGUUUAGGUCAUUCGGAAGCUCAAGGUCAUCGAUAUUUAUAUAAAGAACAUGAACCUAGACCGAUUGAUGCUUUGGCUACACAACAAGUGAUAUCAGUUGCGACUUCAUAUUAUCAUAUGGCAGCUAUUGUUUCUCAAUGA